Molecule: messenger RNA, 1426 nt
Organism: Neltuma alba
Lineage: Eukaryota; Viridiplantae; Streptophyta; Magnoliopsida; Fabales; Fabaceae
Product: isoliquiritigenin 2'-O-methyltransferase-like
Exons: 4
Coding region: 46-1176 (376 amino acids)
Molecular function (GO): protein dimerization activity; O-methyltransferase activity
Source: RefSeq, a predicted model, not a curated record
AAAGAGUUCAAUAGAGAGAAGAGCCACUAAACCUCGUAGAACAAGAUGAACUCCAUUGAGAUGAACCACCAACAUGUGAUUAAAUCCCUCUCUAAUGACCAAGAUGCUUGUCUUCAAGCCAUGAUUCUAAGUGCUGGUCAGGUAAACGCCGCCGUUUUGAACGCUGCCCUUCAGCUUAACCUCUUCGACAUCAUUUCAGAAUCAAAAGGAGACGUCGACGAUGGUUAUGUUUCGCCCACUGAGAUCGCUUCCAGACUCACCUCCCAGAAGAGCAAGAUCGCCAUAAUCUCCGGCAGGCUCGACCGGAUGCUCCGCUUGCUGGUGGCUCACUCCCUUCUCACCUGCUCCGUCAGAACCUCCGUCGACGGCACCACCCAGAGGCUCUACGCCCUCUCUCCCACCGGCCAAUACUUCGUCUCCAAACAAGACGGCGCUUCCUGGGCUUCCCUGAUGCCCGGCAUAUCCUAUCAUCCUCACAUGUCACAGGUUUUUCUGAACUUGAGGGAAGGGGUGCUCAAGCUGAAUGAGGGAGAAGACCUGAGCAAGAUAGUUCAUGGGACAAGUGUGUACGAGUACAUGGAAAUGGAUCCUGCACUGAAACUGAAGUUCCAGAGAACAAUGGCGGAUCAGUCUGCUUUACAUAUGGAGAAGAUUCUGGCGAUAUAUAAAGGCUUUGAGGGUUCAUCUUCUCUGGUUGAUGUGGCUGGUGGUAUUGGCCAAUCCCUUAAUAUGAUCAUAUCCAAGUACCCUUCCAUUAACGGCAUUAACUUUGAUUUGCCCCAUGUCAUUGAGGAUGCCCCUACCUAUCCAGGAAUAAAGCAUGUUGGAGGAGACAUGUUCAGAAGUGUUCCAAGUGCUGAUGCUAUAAUGAUAAAGGGCACAACACAUAACUGGUCAGAUGAAAAGUGUGUGAAGAUAUUUAGGAACUGCCAUGAGGUAUUGGAUAAAGGAGGGAAAGUGAUAGUGAUAGACUUAAUAAUGCAAGAGGAACCAGAAAUAAGCAGUGCUGCGAAGAAUGUGGCCAUUGCUGAUAUAGUAAUGUUCUCUCAAGGAGGAGGACUUGAAAGAACUGAGAAACAGUUUGAAGCCUUGUGCAAGAGAUCUGGCUUUUCUGGGUUCCGACUUGCUGCUCGUGUCCUCUCCAUUGUAGGCGUUAUGGAGUUUUACAAGCAUUAGUUUUUAAUUUUAGAUGAAGCCAAAAGGUCCCAAUAAUGAUUGAUAUUAAAGAAUUAUUAUUAAAUUAAUAAAUAAAAUGAAUAAAGUUUGGCUGUUGUGAAGGAAGGAGUUGGUGUGUGAGUGUUAAUUAUUAUACAUUAGUUUAAGUUUCUCAUCAUAUGGUGUAUUUGAUUGAUUAUAGUUAAUUUGCAAUAAUUAAUUUAAUGUUAUGGUGCAUCAUCCAUGUUAUUUUCAUGAGAGAUAAAAAAAA